Messenger RNA from Agrilus planipennis (emerald ash borer), 1998 nucleotides. RefSeq names its product graves disease carrier protein homolog. Lineage: Eukaryota; Metazoa; Arthropoda; Insecta; Coleoptera; Buprestidae. The transcript has 5 exons. The record is from RefSeq and is a predicted model, not a curated record. Gene Ontology annotation, cellular component: mitochondrial inner membrane. Gene Ontology annotation, biological process: transmembrane transport. The coding region runs from base 450 to 1409 and encodes 319 amino acids.
UGUGUUUAUGAUCAUAGAUAGUUAUGGUAAACGUCAGUUUGCGAACGUUAGAAUUAGUUUAGCAAUUAUUAAUUAUUAUUUAAGUGAUUAUUUGUAAAUGUCACGUUUUGGGUAGUUUCUUAAUGUGAUUCUAAUUACGUUUCAAUGAUAAGCUUAAAUAGUCAAAACAUUUGAAAAUAUGGAUUGCUAUGAACGGUGAUGCAAAUCGGUGUCAAGAGGUUAAGGCGCACAUUUCAAGUUCAUAUGUGGCAAUCCGUUUUUAAAACUAGUUUUAACUUAUUUCUAAGCCUCACAUAGCAGGUGAAUCGUAUUAUCGCGCUUUCACUUGCAUAUUUGUACGAUAAUAUGAUCCGCUGCUUUACUUUGACGAGAAUUUUCACUUUGUGACUUUAAUAUUAUGUUUUACUUUUGAUUUCAUUGUAAUAUCUUUGCAAGUAAAUUAAAAAGACAUGGCUUUGAAGCAAAAUAACAGUGAUUUGAUAUUUAUCAGUAAAAGUUUAAUUGCUGGAGGUAUUGCUGGUAUGGUGUCCAAAACAACAGUAGCUCCUUUAGACCGAAUUAAGAUACUUCUGCAAGCUCAUAAUCGACAUCAUGCUAGCCAUGGUGUAUAUAAUAGUCUUCGUCAUAUUGUUGAAAAUGAAUCAGUUUUUGCUCUCUAUAAAGGAAAUGGUGCUCAAAUGGUUCGCAUUUUUCCUUAUGCAGCUACUCAAUUUACAGCUUUUGAAUUAUACAAGAGAUUUUUUGAUGGAAUUUUUGGACCUACCUCUCAUUUGGAUAAGUUUUUUGCAGGCUCCUGUGCUGGUUUAACAGCAGUAGCUUUAACAUAUCCCUUGGAUACGAUUCGAGCAAGGCUUGCAUUUCAGAUAACUGGUGAACAUAUUUACACCGGUAUAGCCCAUGCUGCUGCUACAAUUUUCAAAGAAGAAGGGGGCGCCCGAGGUCUUUAUCGAGGUUUUUUGCCUACAUUGAUGGGGAUGGUUCCCUAUGCAGGCUUGUCCUUUUACUGUUUCGAAUAUCUUAAGUAUGGUUGCAUGAAAUAUUUUCCAAAUUUAACUUGCAAACCGUGUAAAAAGAACACAGGGGGCUUGGUGCUUAUGGUACCUGCCAAAUUAAUUUGCGGAGGGUUGGCAGGGGCUGUAGCUCAAAGUGUAAGUUACCCCUUGGAUGUAACAAGAAGACGUAUGCAAUUGGCUCUUAUGAAUCCAGCAACGAAACAUUUUGCUACAGGGAUGGUUUCUACUCUUGUUCAUGUAUAUAAAGAACAUGGGAUUGUUAACGGGUUGUAUAGGGGUAUGUCUAUUAAUUAUAUGAGAGCUAUUCCUAUGGUAGCUGUUUCUUUUUCUACUUAUGAAUUAUGUAAGCAGAUGUUGAACUUAGACACAGGGUUAGAACUAAAAAGUUCUGCUUAGUUAAGAGAAAAGUUGUAGGAUUGUUUUUGGAUAUAUUUACCUUAUUCCAUGUCCUUUUAAUAUUUAUUUUCUGGCUACUAUGCUUUAAAAACUAUAAUUGAUUAUUAAGAUAUUACCUUUUUAGUCUGUUUUAUUAGUUCUAAUUAAUUUUAUAAGAUAAAGGCUUUAAUGAAUUUCUAAAGGCUUAAUCACUUUUAAUCACUGUUAAUGAAUCAUGAAUGGUUUUUAGUUCUUUUAUCACAAAAAAAUGUUUCAUAUUUAAAUUUGACUAUUGAAUAUAUAACGAUGUAACUUAGUUACCAUUAUUAUCAUAAAACAUGUGAUAUAAUACAUACAUAGCAUAUAUAACUAUUUACUUUUGACUAUAAAGAAAUGUAGUCGAAUUUUUGUUACAAUGUUUAUUAUAAAAAGUUGAAAAAUAUUUCGCGUUAGUAUUGUUUUACUAUCAUUAAAAAAUGUGUAUUUUUGGUAUAUGUACCUGAAUAAUUUACAAUGUUGAAUGUGCAAAAGGUGAGUGUUUCAUUUAGUUGUAGUGUAUUUAUUUUUAUAUUUGUUGGGUUUCUGUAUGUUUAUCAAAUUGUAUUUUAUU